Molecule: messenger RNA, 1236 nt
Organism: Symbiodinium natans
Lineage: Eukaryota; Dinophyceae; Suessiales; Symbiodiniaceae
Source: the annotation of a GenBank genome assembly
AUGCAGAAUGACGUGGAAAUCACCUUCAGAGGCCGGAGCCUGCGAAAGGAAGUUCUUACUGCGGAUGCGAAGAGGGUGACGAGACUCAUCGACUUUGAAGAGGAGAAGGAUAAGCCAAACGAAGAGGGAAGGACAGCGCUGCACCUUGCAUCGCUCCAAGCAGACAAGCCCAGCUUGUGGUUCUUGAAGGGCCUGUUGGGAGCUGGUGCCAACAAGGAUCUGCAAGACAACGAUGGCAUGACCGCGCUCCAUCUUGCAUCGCUUGCAAAGAUGCGCAACGAGCUGUUCUUGAAGGCCCUGUUGGAAGCUGGUGACGGCGAGGCUGGUGCCAACAAGGAUCUGCAAGACAACGACGGCAGGACCGCGCUGCACUUUGCCUCGCUCGGAGCAGAAACAGACCGCGACCAGAAAUUCUUGGAGGCCUUGUUGGAAGCUGGCGCAAACAAGGAUCUCCAAGACAAGCGCGGCUGGACAGCUCUCCACCUUGUGGCAGAGAAGGGCAACUUGAGGAGUAUCGAGGCGCUCCUGCAGUACGGCGCAGACAAGGAUCUGCAAAACGAGGAUGGCAGGACGGCACUCCACCUGACGGCUGACAAGGGCCACUGGGAGUGCCUGGAGGAGUUGUUGAAGCAGGGCGCAAGCGAGGAUUCGAAAGACAGAUGGGGUCGAACAUAUUUCGGCUGUGCAGCAAGUGCAGAAAAGGGGGCAAACUCCUUCUAUUCCUGGCUGCUGAACUCCGCCUUCGACUCUCGCACGCGUCGAACCAAAGACCGCCAGCCGUGCCUGGAGGCGUUGCUGAAGCACGGUGCAGACAAGGAUGUAAAAGACAGCCGCGGCCGAACCGUGUUCCACUAUGCAGGGGAGAAGGGCCACGUGCCGUGCCUGGAGGCGUUGCUGCUGCACGGCGCAGACAAGGAUCUGAGAGACGGCCGCGGCCGAACGGUGCUCCACUGUGCAGCAGAGAAGGGCCACUUGCCGUGCCUGGAGGUGUUGCUGCAGCACGGCGCAGACAAGGAACUGAAAGAUGCCAACGGCAGAUCUGCGAUUCAACUGGCAGAAGAGAACGGCCACAUGAUGUGCGCGGAAGCAUUGCAAAAGCACGGCGCAGACAAGGCGCCACCCCUUUCUGAUGGCCGGGAUCAGGACUCCGCCGGUGAGAUGAAGGUGCUCUUGGGUGCCAGCUCCCAGGAUAUCCUGGACAAGAAGGGCAAGAGCCCUGCCCACACCGACACCUGA